Messenger RNA from Rana temporaria (common frog), 1189 nucleotides. RefSeq names its product transcription factor 23-like. Gene Ontology annotation, molecular function: DNA-binding transcription factor activity, RNA polymerase II-specific; protein dimerization activity; RNA polymerase II transcription regulatory region sequence-specific DNA binding. Gene Ontology annotation, biological process: regulation of transcription by RNA polymerase II; developmental process. The record is from RefSeq and is a predicted model, not a curated record. Bases 479 to 985 code for a protein of 168 amino acids. The transcript has 3 exons. Lineage: Eukaryota; Metazoa; Chordata; Amphibia; Anura; Ranidae.
UGCCUUAAGCUACGCCGCCGCAAGUAUGCGCCACCGUACCUGAAUCUAGCUAUAACACUUUUGGGUGGAGCGAUCUUUUCAAUGCACGGCGGUGGCCUUUUGCAUAAAGCACAAUCCAUCUGGGUGUCCUGAAGGUAUCUGAGAAGUAGACGGGGCGUAUUUUGGGUUCUGGCAUCUUGGCAAUGGCUGGAGAAAAAGUGCUGGCCGGGCAGCCAGAUAAAACCACAAAGAGAGCAACCUAAAACAUCCCCUUCAUUACACGUCUGAAGCUGAUAAGAGCCACGCAGAGCGCGCCGUUCUCAUUACACAGCUUGGGGGAUGAAACAUAAAUUAUCCCAAAGGAAUCUUCCGCUCUCUCCAAAUUCAUUUUCCUUAAUGAGCUUUGGGAAACGUUUUUUUCUUUUUUUUUCCUCUUUUUUUAAUUCUGCUUAAAGCACGUUUAUAUAGUAAGAUGUGAAGUCCUUGCUAGCCAGUCAGAAUGCUGAGAGCAGAAGUCGUUUUGCCGAACUGGGAACUUCAUGAGCCAGUGGAAGAGGCUCGGGAAGGAGAUGCCAUUGAGGGGCCCCGGCGGGAGUCAAGAGCGCAGCUGAUUGGGCGUAGGAGAGGACAAAAAAUCGCCAAACGUCAGACUGUUGCGUCUCCCACUAAGUCCCAUGGUGGGGCAGUUUCAGGGAAGAAGACUCCAGAGAACAAUGCCCGGGAGAGGAACAGGGUCCGCACCCUUCGGGAGGCCUUCUUGUCCCUUCAGGCCGCCCUGCCCUCUGUCCCACCAGACACCAAAUUGUCUAAGCUGGAUGUCCUGGUCCUGGCCACCAGCUACAUAGCCCACCUCACUCAAACGUUGGAUCAUGAUGGAAACAGUGCUCUGUCUGGAAGGGGUCCUGGGUACCUGCAUCCUAUGAAGAAGUGGCCCAUGAGGGCCCGUCUGUAUGCUGAAGCCAUAGAAUGUGAAUUAACUGCUGGAUGCACCCCAGGAAAAGACUGAAGAGAAAGAUCCAAGAUAAUAUGGUGAGCACCCCUGGUCAUUACUGAAAAGCUAGAGAAUUCCUAUGAGCUGCUGGUCUCCAGAGUCUCCCACAGUCCAUCCCAGAUCUUCUACCCACCAUGGAAUUAGGGUUUUUUGUUUUUUUUUGCACCUUGUAAACUGUCAGAUAAAAUAAAUAAAAAUAAAGAUGUACAAAUAAAUGUA